Molecule: messenger RNA, 846 nt
Organism: Bipolaris maydis ATCC 48331
Lineage: Eukaryota; Fungi; Ascomycota; Dothideomycetes; Pleosporales; Pleosporaceae
Product: heterokaryon incompatibility protein-domain-containing protein
Source: RefSeq, a predicted model, not a curated record
AUGGACCCACUGCCCAACCAUGUUUAUGAGGGCCUCCCGACGAGAGAGGCAAUCCGCAUUCUGAUAUCGUACCCCGCAAUAGACUUCCAGGCACCACUCGAAGCUCACUUCGAAUACAACAACGAAGAAUUAUCCGGUGAUACCACAAUCUCCUCCCAGGGCUUCGAUGCUGUAUCAUACUGUUGGGGUGACCCCAAGUCUACUCACAUUAUCUACUUCAAGAACUUCACCCAUGGACACCUACCUUCACUCACAAUUACCGCAAAAGUCGAUUCCAUGCUACGCCAUUUGCGAAAACCUCACAAACAGCGUCGUCUCUGGAUCGACGCUAUAUGUAUCAAUCAAGCCGACGCGGAAGAGAAGACGCUUCAAGUGCCCCUAAUGCGCAGAAUUUACACAGCUGCCUUAAAAGUCCAUGUCUGGCUCGGCGCUGGGGAGACAUUCGACGCACAGGCAGCUUUCAUGUACUUGAAGAGGAUCGUUGUUGCCGAUGAGGUAGAGAAAGAAACUGUAUUCCUCCCAAAUCAGUUUCGCAAAGACUGCGCGGCUACGCGGUCAACCUUACAACAAUUGUUCCUUAACCCUUGGUUUACGCGGCGUUGGGUCCUGCAAGAAAUCGCCCUUGCUCAUGAGAUCACAGUGCAUUACGGACAUGACAAGAUUGCAUGGAAUUGGUUUGCAAAGGGGACCUUGCUUCUACCGGAAUUAGACGAACAACACAAGACUCAAGGUCGAUGGGCCAGUUACCAGCCUUACAUAGUGGCCAAGAAGACUAUUGAGACUUCGCUGAAACCGAGUUCUGGUACCAUCUCCAGAUUUUCGGAUCCAUUCGCGAAGAUGAGCUGA